AUGGAUGACAAGAUCGACCACGCGGACACCAACAAGGGCGUCUACGCCGACAAUGUCGAAAACCAGCCUCAGGCGCAUGAUCCUAAUGCGCCGCGUGUCAUGGACCCGGCUCAUCGCGCCGCCGUUGAGAAGAGCAUGAAGCGCAAGCUCGAUCUCCGUUGCUCUCUCUUCGUGCUCAUCUACAUUCUCAACUACCUCGACAGAAACAAUAUUGCUGCUGCCCGCCUCAAGGGUCUGCAAGAUGAUCUCCAGCUCAACAACACCGAAUACGCCACCUGCUUGAGUAUUCUCUACGUCGGCUACAUUCUGAUGCAGGUUCCAUCCAACAUGAUUGUUAAUAAGAUCUCUCGCCCUUCGCUGUACAUUGCUGCCGCUAUGUUGGUCUGGGGUCUUAUUUCUACUCUGUCUGGUGUCACCACGAGCUUCGGCGGCAUGGUUGCGACCCGUUUCUUCUUGGGUUUCAUCGAGGCCGCGUUCCUCCCUGGUGCCCUCCUGAUUCUUUCAAAGUGGUACACGCGUCGUGAACUCACUACUCGCAACGCCAUCUUGUUCUGCGGAAACCUCAUCUCUAACGCAUUUUCGGCUCUCGUCGGUGCUGGUGUUCUUUCGAACAUGCAGGGCGUUCUUGGACACUCAGCCUGGCGAUGGCUUUUCUGGAUCGAGGGAGCCGUCACCAUGGCCGUUGCCAUUUCCGCCGCCUUCAUCUUGCCCGACCUCCCCACCAACUCCAAGGGCUUCACUGAGGAGGAGCUCUACGUUGCUCAGCUGCGUAUGACUGAGGAUGUUGGUGAGGCCGAUGCCGACUCUGCUGAAAUGGGCCCCAUGGACGGUCUCAUCAUGGCUGUGAAGGAUGUCAAGAUCUACGUUAUGAUGCUCACCUUCACUGCUUACGUUGUCGGUCUCUCCUUCAACGCCUUCUUCCCUACUCUCACUGGCACUCUCGGUUUCGCAUACGUCCCGACCUUGCUCAUGAGCGCUCCCCCUUGGGCUUUCUCCUGCAUUAUCUCCCUCAUCAACGCUUGGCACGCUGAUCGCUGCCAAGAGAGAUUCUGGCACAUUGUUGGCCCCAUUUGCGUCGGCAUGGUUGGUUUCAUCAUCUCCAUGUCGACGUUGAACGUCGCUGCUCGCUACAUCGCUCUCUUCCUCCAGGCCAGUGCCUAUGCUGGAUUCAUCGUUUUUUACUCCUGGAUCUCGUCCUCGUUCCCUCGUCCUCCCGCUAAGCGCGCUGUCGCCAUCGCCAUGAUCAACGCCUUCUCCCAGCUCGGAAACGUCGCUGGCUCCUAUGUUUGGGAUCUCAAGGAGAAUGGUUACCGCAAGAGUUACGGUAUUGUCACUGCCAUGUUCGGUGUCACCAUCGUCGGCUGCUACAUUUUCAAGGUCAUCCUUGACAACCUCAACAAGCAGUUGGAGGCUGGCGAGCGUGAAUGGGAGGUUCACGGUGACGUCGCGCAGCAGACGGCUGACGUCACCAAGACUGAUGAGAUUGAGGCCGCUCGCAUGAUGGGCAAGGGCUUCAGGUACCUCGUCUAA
Molecule: messenger RNA, 1530 nt
Organism: Colletotrichum karsti
Lineage: Eukaryota; Fungi; Ascomycota; Sordariomycetes; Glomerellales; Glomerellaceae
Product: tartrate transporter
Exons: 5
Coding region: 1-1530 (509 amino acids)
Biological process (GO): transmembrane transport
Cellular component (GO): membrane
Molecular function (GO): transmembrane transporter activity
Source: RefSeq, a predicted model, not a curated record